AUGGCUCGCCGCCACGACGUCGACGUCAACGACAUCGACCUGGAGGAAGAAGAGCUUGACACCGACGACCUCGAGGCCGCUGGCUGCGCGGUUUGUGCCCUCGGCGCGCAUCGUCCUCGCCUCCCCGUCGCUCCCCAAGUCCAGCUUCCGGCUUCAGGCGCCCCCGUCCACUCGGUGACGGCUCUUGUCGCCGACGCGCACACUCUCCAGCGCGAGAACCAGGAGCUGCGCGCCCAGUACGAACUCGUCUCAGCGCACAAUGCGGGCUUGGCUACUCACGCGUCCGUGCUGCAUGACCGCAAUCUCGCGAUCUUGCAUCGUGCUCGCGAGGGUUAUCGCGCAGGCAUGAUCCGGUUCGAGCAGGCGCUCCUCUCCCGGGAGCACGCCGAGCGGGACUACGCCGUCCUGGAGGACCGAGUGGCCGACUUCCGCGCUCGUGCUGAGCGCGCCGACGCUGCCGAGGUUCUACUCCGCGCCGAGCGAGGCUCCUCGACAGAGCAAUAUCGUGAUCUUCAAGCUCAGCUCCGGGCGGCACGAGACCAGGUCACUGACUUGACUGCCCAACUCGCGCGCGCUCCUGCUACGCCGCCUCCCUCCAUCGUGUCGCUAGCGCAGCUGUUUGCUGCACAAGGCGAGCGCGACGACGCGCGCGCCGAGCACGCUGCCGUCGCCGAGAGAGAUCAGGCUCGUCAGGCCUUGACCGCUCUGGAGCAGCAGCGCGCCCAUGUCGACGAAGAUCUCCGCGCGGCCCGUGCGUCGCUUUCUCAUAGCCGCAUGGAGAUCGAGGCGGCCCCGAACCUGAACGUCCCGCUGCAGGACGACCUUCGGCGCGUCAACGCGCUCUUAGUGGCCCACGCCGAGGAGCUCCGCCGCGGCGCGACGCGUAUCCACGAGCUGGAGGAGUCAGUGGCUACUGCUACGACUCUCCGUGUGGCCGCCGAGUCCGAGAUGGCGCGGGCUCAAGCCGGCGAACUUUGCACCACAUCUCGCACGGCGCAGUAUCGAGCUGGGUGGCUGUCCAUGCAGCGGUCGUCGCAGCAGCGGUCGUCGCAGCAGCGUCGAGGAGCAGGCGGCGCCCAGACCCAUCGUCUCAGCGCUCGCGUCGCCGAGCUGCAGGAGGAGCGCGACUUGGCCAUCCGAGAGCGCGACGAACGCGCUGUGGCUUGGCGUCGGAUGCUUCGAGACGCGCGUCGGGGCCGAGAGCUGGCGCGGCGGGUGCGCGACGAGCUUGCUGAUCGUCUCGCCGGCGUCGUAACUCGUGUAGGCGGGCAGAUAGACACCGCUGACCUGGCCAGGCGACUCGAAGCCACCUUCACGGCGGAGAUCGACGGUACGGUUCCCCUCCCUCCUGCUAUUCCGACGUCCGCAGCAGUUCCUGCGGCAUCCGCUGUUCCUGUUCCUGCUUCAACUGCGUCGAGCCCUGGUGCCCGGGCGGGCUCGUCGGCUUCGACGGCGGGCUCGACGACUGGCGCUUCCCCUCCAGCAGGUCCUUCGGGCUCC
Molecule: messenger RNA, 1500 nt
Organism: Phytophthora sojae
Lineage: Eukaryota; Oomycota; Peronosporomycetes; Peronosporales; Peronosporaceae
Exons: 2
Source: RefSeq, a predicted model, not a curated record